CAGUUGGGCCACGUGGUCCUCUCCCCAGUCUGGUUCCUCUACAACCUGCUCAUGAAGCUGUUUCAGCGUCCCACCCCGGCCAUCACCCUCGAGAGCCCGGACAUCAAGUACCCACUGCGGCUCAUCGACAAGGAGGUGAGUGCCAGGCCCCUCAGGGGUCACAGGGCAUGGGCCAGCAGAGGCACCUCUCUCCUUGUCAGCAUCACAACAUUUCCCAGGCACCUACUAUGUGCUCAGGACAUGGGCCCCUCUGAAGUAGGUCCUAUUAUCUGCCCAUUUUACAGAUGGGCAAAGCAAGGCGAUGUCCAUUUCUAUGGCUACCAGGUGACGCGGCCGGGGGCGGGCCCGGGGCGCGGCGGCCCGACUGUCUCGGCGGCGGCGGCGGCGGCGGCAGCUGAGCGAGCGCAGUGCGGCGCCACCAUGGGGGCCCAGCUGAGCACGGGAGAAAGGGGGGUGAGCGUAUUUAGGGGCCUGGGUGAGCUAUGCCAGCCUGCUUUCCUGGAAGCUCUGCCAAACGUGUGGUCCUCAGGUGGACAGGAUGCUGAGCCAUUCGGCAACGAGUGUCUCCAAGGGCAGCCCCUGCCGCCAUUCCCCCCUGACCGCUGGGCCCUGUCCCCACAGACCGAGAAGGACAUCCUGCUGCGGCCCGAGCUGGAUGAACUGAGGAACGAACAUUCUGCACGCUUCAAGCUCUGGUACACGGUGGACAAAGCCCCUGAAGCCUGGGACUACAGCCAGGGCUUCGUGAACGAGGAGAUGAUCCGGGACCACCUCCCACCCCCGGAGGACGAGCCGCUGGUGCUGAUGUGCGGACCCCCGCCCAUGAUCCAGUUUGCCUGCCUGCCCAACCUGGACCGCGUGGGCCACCCCAAGGAGCGCUGCUUCGCCUUCUGAUGGCCGGGCACUGGCUGCUCGCACGCCUGCCCCGCGCCCUCACGUGUCCUGUCCGCACCUCCCCGCUCCCUGCCAUUGUACACUUGCCCCCACAUCUCACACUUUGGUCCUGGGUUCAGCCUGGCCUGCCCGUGCCUGGGUGGUCACCCCGCUGGGCUGGCCCCCAAGGGGACCCUUUGGGAGCAGGGUUCUGUUACAGGUGGGCCACGAUCGGCCACCUUCAGGGCAGGUUCCUUUCUGGCCUUCACUGAACUCUCACCAGUGAUGUCCAGCCCCAGGCCCUGUCCCUCCCUCACUCCUACACCCUCCACACUACUGGGCCGAGGCUAGCAGCACCAUUCUCCACUCACCUCUCCCAGAGUGGACCACAGUCUGGAAAUAAACGUACAGGUAGUCCAGAGCUGCAGGUGCCGGGGACCCUCCUGCCAUCACCUUGGGACCCUCACCUGCCAUCCCUCACUACCUGCCUCUGGGCCAAGCCAGGCCUCAGCACCUGACACUACAUGACAGGUACCACCAAAAAGUCCUCUUGGCAGGGACUGCUGGGGCUGAGUGGCUGCCCCAAGGCCCAGGCAGGUCAGGCCAGCGGGGAGCGUGGCUCGGCCUCAGGGCUGGCGUGGGAGGAGGCGGCUGAGGGCCCCUUUGGUUGGCACGUGGGCCCUCCUGAAGCCUCCACAUUUUCCCCGCCACACCCAAACAUUUGGGCAGUUUUGGGGGUUCCAAGCUGUCAGCCAGCAGUUGGGUCAACCACCUCAGGGUCCUGGGCCACCAGCCCUGAUGGCAGAGCUGAGAUGAUGUUUAUUUAUCCCUCUGUCCCAAACCUGCCCCCCCUGCCGCCUGCAUCCCAGCGUGGGGGAGAUUUUCAGCAGAGCCUCUUGUCUGAGUGACACUCUCAGUGGCUCCCACGUUGCUUUUAGACAAUAGUGGGUUGGCCUCUUGCAUACAGGCUUUUUCAGAAUCAUUUAUGAGCAGAAAAAAAUGUUGAAAUUAAACUUUGCUAAUAUUAA
Hipposideros armiger (great roundleaf bat) is the source of this 1901-nucleotide messenger RNA. RefSeq names its product cytochrome b5 reductase 3 (gene CYB5R3). Gene Ontology annotation, cellular component: mitochondrion. The record is from RefSeq and is a predicted model, not a curated record. Bases 52 to 894 code for a protein of 280 amino acids. The transcript has 4 exons. Gene Ontology annotation, molecular function: FAD binding; oxidoreductase activity. Lineage: Eukaryota; Metazoa; Chordata; Mammalia; Chiroptera; Hipposideridae.